Molecule: messenger RNA, 1048 nt
Organism: Cyprinus carpio (common carp)
Lineage: Eukaryota; Metazoa; Chordata; Actinopteri; Cypriniformes; Cyprinidae
Source: RefSeq, a predicted model, not a curated record
GAAGUAGAUGUUUGGUGUUGAUCACAGUGUGUUUCCAGAUUAUUUGUGUUCUUCUGCUGAUCAACAACAUACUGCUGCACAUCACCAUCACAGCAGAGACAAUGAUUUACAAGAACAUGUUUGAAGAGUUCAAGCAAACCAUCAACAGAUUACAGGACAAUCACACUGAACUAAUGAUUGAAAAAUACCAACUACAAGACAUCUUCAGCUCUUUGAGCCAGAAAAAACUGGAAACCAGAGUCAAAGAUCUCAGUGCUGAGAAAAAAACAGUUACAGAGAGAUUUUGAUUCUUUGAAUAUGAAGGGCCCAGUUUGUUUUUUCAUGUCCACUGAGUUGAAGAGCUGGUCUGACAGCAGGAAGUACUGCAGGGAUCGUGGAGCUGAUCUGGUCAUUAUCAACACUGAAGAGAAGCAGAGGUUCAUAUCUUCAAUAGUCAGUGAGAGAGUGUGGAUUGGUUUGUCUGACACAGAGAACGAGGGCAUCAUGAAAUGGGUGGAUAAUUCAACACUGAAACAAGGAUUUUGGCUCAAAGGUGAGCCAAACAACUACUAUGAGAAUGAAGACUGUAUUGAACUGAAUUAUAAAAGAGAUCAGGUGGAAAUUUCAUCACUGAACAGCUGGAAUGAUAAACCAUGCUCUGAGAAGAAAAAAGGGUAUUUGUGAGAAAUAGGAUUCAUCCCGUCUCGUGGUUUUGCUUUUAUUAUCUAAUAUAAUCAUUCUUAUUGUAAACACAUAAGUUCUGAUUCAGUUCCCUGCCUUUUAAAACACUCAGCUGUCAGCUGAUCUGAAAUUUGUUAGAAGGAAAAUGUCAAAAUGUCAUUGUUUUCUUACUAUAAUAUUAUAAUUAUUACUAUAAUAAUCUUCUGUUUCUCAUGGUGUGAAUUCGGGUGAUCUGGGACACAAAACCUCUGAUGUGUUCAUUUUUUGCUCUAACACAAGCAGCUCUAUAUUAUGAUCUUAGUUUAGCUGUUAUUGUGAGUGUUGAAGUGAAAAUCACAGUAAACUACAGAAGUCUAAAGUGUCUAAAGUGAUUACCCUGAUUCACCCU